This is a messenger RNA of Lepus europaeus (European hare), 3434 nucleotides long. RefSeq names its product transmembrane protein 87A (gene TMEM87A). The transcript has 17 exons. Gene Ontology annotation, biological process: retrograde transport, endosome to Golgi. The record is from RefSeq and is a predicted model, not a curated record. Gene Ontology annotation, cellular component: Golgi cisterna membrane; Golgi apparatus. Lineage: Eukaryota; Metazoa; Chordata; Mammalia; Lagomorpha; Leporidae. Bases 86 to 1582 code for a protein of 498 amino acids.
CCCGCCCCCGGAGCAGAGCCGGAAGAGGGCGGGACGAGCCGGAAGAAGGUGAAAUGCUUUCGGUGGGCGCUCCACGGCUGUGAAGAUGGCGGCGGCUGCGUGGCUUCAGGUGCUGCCUGUCACUUUUCUUCUUCUAGGGGCUCAGCCGUCCCCACUGUCGCUUUUUGGUGCAGGACCGGCACCUGUGUCUGCAGCCGACCGAUCUAAGUGGCACAUUCCGAUAACGUCGGUGAGUGGGAAAAAUUACUUUAGCUUCGGAAAGAUCCUAUUCAAAAAUACCACUAUCUUCCUGAAAUUUGAUGGAGAACCUUGUGAUCUGUCUUUGAAUAUAACCUGGUUUCUGAAAAAUGCAGAUUGUUACAAUGAAAUCUACAACUUCAAGGCAGAGGAAGUAGAGACAUAUUUGGAAAAACUUAAGGAAAAAAGAGGCUUGUCUGGGAAAUAUCAAACGUCAUCCAAGUUGUUCCAGAACUGCAGUGAACUCUUUAAAACACAGAGCUUUUCUGGGGAUUCUGUGCAUCGACUACCUCUUCUAGGAGAAAGACAGGAGGCUAAAGAGAAUGGAACAAAUCUUACCUUUACUGGAGACAGAACUGCAAUGCAUGAACCAUUGCAAACUUGGCAAGAUGCACCUUACAUUUUUAUUGUACAUAUUGACAUUUCAUCCUCAAAGGAAUCAUCUAGAGAAAAUUCACUAAGUAAUCUUUUUACCAUGACUGUUGAAGUGAAGGGUCCCUAUGAAUACCUCACACUUGAAGACUACCCAUUGAUGAUUUUUUUCAUGGUGAUGUGCAUUGUGUACGUCCUGUUUGGUGUUCUGUGGCUGGCGUGGUCUGCCUGCUACUGGAGAGAUCUCCUGAGAAUUCAGUUUUGGAUUGGUGCUGUCAUCUUCCUUGGAAUGCUUGAGAAAGCUGUCUUCUAUGCAGAAUUUCAAAAUAUUCGAUACAAAGGAGAAUCUGUACAAGGAGCCUUGAUCCUUGCAGAGUUGCUUUCAGCAGUCAAACGCUCACUGGCUCGAACCCUGGUCAUCAUAGUCAGUCUGGGAUAUGGUAUAGUCAAGCCUCGUCUUGGAGUUACUCUUCACAAGGUUGUGGUGGCUGGAGCCCUCUAUCUGUUGUUUUCCGGCAUGGAAGGGGUCCUCAGAGUUACCGGGUAUUUUUCUAAUUCCUUGGCUCUGAUAGUAAACCUGGCCCUCUCAGCAAUUGAUGCCUGUGUUAUUUUAUGGAUAUUUAUUAGCCUGACUCAAACAAUGAAGCUAUUAAAACUCCGGAGGAACAUUGUAAAACUCUCUUUGUAUCGACAUUUCACCAACACACUUAUUUUGGCAGUAGCAGCAUCUAUUGUGUUUAUCAUCUGGACAACCAUGAAGUUCAGGAUAGUAACUUGUCAGUCGGACUGGCGGGAGCUGUGGGUGGAUGAUGCCAUCUGGCGGUUGCUGUUCUCCAUGAUCCUCUUUGUCAUCAUGGUUCUCUGGAGACCGUCAGCAAACAACCAGAGAUUCAGAAAUGUGGAGUCAAGUUUGUUAUUUUUUUCCAUGGUGAAUUGUGCAUUUUGUUUCUUAAGAAAUCCUUCCCUAGCCUGAGGCAGAGUUACAGAGAGCAAGAUGCAGAGUGAGAGUCUUCUAUCCACUGGUCACUCUCCAAAGCUGAACUGAUCUGAAGCCAGGAGCCAGGAGCUUCAUCCGGGUCUCCCACAUGGGUGCAGGAGCCAAGCACUUGAACCAUCUUCCACUGCUUUCCCAGGCACAUUAGCAGGGAGCUGGAUCAGAAGUGGAACAACUGGGACUCGUACUGGUACCCACAUGGGAUGCUGGCACUACAGCACCACUACGCCAUAGUGCCAGCCUGUUUAUUGGAAUUUAAUGACUUAAUGGAUUAAUUAGGGAAAUUCAAUAGCUUUUUGAUAAUUCCAUCUUUGAAAAUGGUAUCUCCCCCUCAUUUUUUUUUUAGUUCUUUCAGUGUUUUUGUUUCAGGUAUGUUUUGUAACUUUUUAUUUAAAUUUUUUGUGGUUUAUAUGAAUGCAUUAUGUAUUAAAAUAUUACUUACUGCUUUUCCAAAUAUUUAGGAAUACUUUUGGUUUUUGUAUGCUUAUCUUAAUCAGCAACCUUCCAAAAUUAUCUUGUUCAGAUAAUUUCUAGGUUUUUCUCAUAAGGUAGGUUUUUGUCUUAAAGCAAUCAUAAUAUUCCUUCUUUGGCAAAUAAUCUUCCUGCUUCAUUUCUGAUUCUGGUAUUAUUACAUUGGCCAAGUCCUCUUCUUUAACAGUGUAUACAGGAACUGCUAGUGGACCUUAUCAUCUUAUUCUUUUUUUUGUUAAAGGUUUUAUUUAUUUAUUUGAGAGGUAGAGUUACAAACAGUGAGAGGAAGAGACAGAGAGAAAGGCCUUCCGUCUGCUGGUUCACUCCCCAGAUGGCCACAGUGGUCGGAGCUGUGCCAAUCCGGAGACAGGAGCCAGGAGCUUCCUCCGGGUCUCCCACGUGGGUGCACAGGCCCAAGGACUUGGGCCAUCUUCCACUGCUUUCCCAGGCCAUAGCAGAGAGCUGGAUCAGAAGUGGAACAACUGGGACUCACACUGGCACCCACGUGGGAUGCCAGCGCCACAGGCAGAGGAUUAACCUGCUGUGCCAUGGUGCCCACCCCCAUGUUAUUUUGUCUUUUAAUGCUUCUCAAGUAUCAUCAUAACUAUGAUAUUUACCAUGAAGUCUUGUUAGUUACCCUUUAACAAGUUAUAGAUGUUUCAUACUACUACUAGCUUAUUAAGAGUUUUGAUCAUGAAAGGGAGAUUUAAAAAAGGUAGGUUGAAAAUAGUAGGCCAUAAUAAAAUAGAAUAGAGUAAGGUCAAAGCUAAAGCAGUCUAGGAAUCACCUGUCUGACAGCGGCUUUGCUGAGUCUCCUGGAAAUUGCCAGGGAAAGGUGUCUGAGAUGGGCCAGACCAGGCCUUGUCUUCCAGUGCUUCACACUUGAAAACAGAUUUUACAUUACCUGGAAUGCAUAAGAUGAGGCUUCUCUCAACUCCCACCUCUGAAGGCUGAAAUUUUAAUUUAGAUGAGAAUUUAUUUUCCUCUGUGGUACAUAUACCCUUCUAAGUGAACUUGUAAUUGGAUAUUUAUAAAUGCAUCAGUGUUAUGCUAAGCCCCUUAUUUGUAAUGACUCACUGUUCACAAACACCUCCAGGAGUGUUUUGAAUGAUGUUCUGUUAGCCUUGUUUACAGAUGAGCUUGUCUAAGGUCACAGGUUUUAAGUAUAUGGCUAAACCUGCACUCAAAUAGGAUGCUUCUCUCUUGCUGAUAUAGGCAGUUGAGAGCUUUCUCAAAGGGAAGAACAACUGUUACUCAUUCACUUGAUUGAUGAGUUACUACAGAUGCAGUUUGGGUGAUAAAUUCUGUAAAAUCCAGAUGGUAGAGCAAUUUAUAGUUUUCUAAUGUUUUCUUUCUAUUC